CUGCAGGCAGUGCGGGAGGCGCUCACGCGCGGGGUCCUCUCUCGCAGCCGGCCCUGAGCCGGAGCCCUGAGGCGCGAGCCUUGGCGGCCCUGCGAGUUCCCGGCGGCUGUGGUGCGGCGCUAUGGAGGAGUUCGAUGGCGAGCCGACGGUCACUUGGAUUCCAGGAGUGAAUUCCCAGAAGAAGCAAAUGUGUUUUGAUUGGGGUCCAGGGGAGAUGCUGGUGUGUGAAACCUCUUUCAAUAAAAAAGUUUCAGAAAAACCAGAGAUGGUGGCAGGUUGCCCCUUUAUCCAUAUCAUCCGAAAGGAUAUAGAUGUUUACUCUAAAAUCCUGAGAAAACUCUUCAAUGAAUCCCAUGGAAUCUUCGUGGGCCUCCAGAGAAUCGAAGAAGAGUUGACUGGGAAAUCUAGAAAAGCUCAAUUGGUUCGAGUGAGUAAAAACUACCGAUCAGUCAUAAGAGCGUGCAUGGAGGAAAUGCACCAAUUUGCAGUUGCUGAUAAAGAUUCAGCCAGUGGCCGCCAGUUCAGCAGCCAGGUCUCCAUUCUGUCGGCAAUGGAGCUCAUUUGGAACCUUUGUGAGAUUCUUUUUAUCGAAGUAGCCCCAGCUGGCCCGCUCCUCCUCUACCUCCUUGACUGGGUCCGGCUGCACGUGUGCGAGGUGGACAAUUUGUCGGCAGAUGUUCUGGGCAGCGAGAAUCCAAGCAAACACGAGAGCUUCUGGAACUUGGUGACCACCUUGGUGCUGCAGGGCCGGCUGGACGAGGCCCGCCAGAUGCUCUCCAAGGAAGCCGACGCCAACCCCGCCUCUGCAGGCAUGUGCCGAGUCCUGGGGGACCUGAUGAGGACCAUGCCCGUUCUCAGCCCUGGGAACACGCAGACCCUGACGGAGCUGGAGCUGAGGUGGCAGCACUGGCACGAGGAAUGCGAGCGGCACCUCCAGGACGGCACGUUCGCCUCCAGCCCCCACCUCGAGUCCCUCUGCAAGGUCCUGCUGGGAGACGAUGCCGCCCUGCUGGAGCAGAAGGAGCUUUUGAGUAACUGGUAUCACUUCCUGGUGACCCGGCUGUUGUACUCUCAGCCCACGGUCAAGCCCAUGGAUCUGCACCUCUACGCCCAGUCUAGCCUUGACCUGUUUCUGGGAGGUGAGAGCAACCCAGAGCCCCUGGACAACAUCUUGAUGGCAGCCUUCGAGUUUGACAUCCACCAAGUGAUCAAGGAGUGCAGCAUCGCCCUGAGCAACUGGUGGUUCGUGGCCCACCUGACGGACCUGCUGGAUCACUGCAAGCUCCUGCAGUCGCACAACCUCUACUUUGGAUCCAACAUGAGAGAGUUCCUCCUGCUGGAAUACGCCUCAGGACUCUUCGCUCAUCACAGCCUGUGGCAGCUGGGUGUGGACUACUGUGACCACUGCCCUGAGCUGGGCCGGGUCUCUCUCGAGCUGCAUAUUGAGCGGAUCCCUUUGACCACGGAGCAGAAAGCCCUCAAGGUACUGCGGGUCUGCGAGCAGCGGCAGAUGACGGAGCAAGAGCCUACCAGGGUGGGUCGUGCUGUUGACGAGGCCAGAAGACGAUCUAUAAACCUCGCAGCUCCUGGCUCUGCUGCCCAGCUGCACUUGGAGGCCACAGAGAAGCCACUUCGCAGCAUCUGUAAGAUCUUGGCCAUGAAAGCGGUCCGCAACAAUCGCCUGGGCUCUGCUCUUUCUUGGAGCAUUCGCGCCAAAGAUGCCGCCUUUGCCACGCUGGUGUCAGACAGGUUCCUCAGGGAUUACUGUGAGCGAGGCUGCUUCUCUGACCUGGAUCUCAUUGACAACCUGGGGCCAGCCAUGAUGCUCAGUGAUCGACUGACAUUCCUGGGAAAGUACCGCGAGUUCCACCGCUUAUACGGGGAGAAGCGUUUUGUCGAUGCUGCUUCUCUCCUCCUCUCUUUGAUGACAUCCCAGAUUGCCCCCCGGUCUUUCUGGAUGACACUGCUGACAGAUGCCCUGCCCCUUUUGGAACAGAAACAGGUGAUCUUCUCCGCGGAGCAGACGUACGAGCUCCUGAGGUGUCUGGAGGACCUGACCUCAGGAAGGCCGCUGUGUGGAGAGCCCGAUGCCCAGCAGCUCCAGGAUGAUGAUAUCGAGACCACCAAGGUAGAAAUGCUGAGACUUGCUCUUGCACGGAAUCUUGCUCGGUCGAUUAUAAAAGAAGGCUCAUUGGAAGGUUCCUGAAACUGGCUCCAACAUGGUAUCUUUGUAAAGGCAAUGUAUAUACACUUUUAAAAGAAUAAAUGUUUCUUUUUGCAAA
Molecule: messenger RNA, 2282 nt
Organism: Dama dama (fallow deer)
Lineage: Eukaryota; Metazoa; Chordata; Mammalia; Artiodactyla; Cervidae
Gene: NUP85
Product: nucleoporin 85
Exons: 20
Coding region: 122-2206 (694 amino acids)
Biological process (GO): positive regulation of DNA-templated transcription; protein import into nucleus; mRNA export from nucleus
Cellular component (GO): nuclear pore outer ring
Molecular function (GO): structural constituent of nuclear pore
Source: RefSeq, a predicted model, not a curated record